CGCGCCGCCAUAUUGGCUGUUGUCCUGUCUGAAAGCAGCAGCGGCGGCGGCGGCGGCGGCGCAGCGGCAGCAGCAGCAGCAGCAGCGGGGAGCGACAGCGGCGUUAGCGGCGGCGAGAGCGCGACAGCGUGGGGCGCAGGACCGGCAUGACUCGCAGGCGGAAUAAGGCGGUGGGCGCGGCUGGGGCGCGACGGGAGCGGACGGGGGGAGCAGCCCCCCCAGAGCCGCCCGCGCCCCCCACCGGGCCCAGCCUUCCAGAGAAUCCCGAGGCGGCGGCGGCGGCGGCGGCGGCGGCGGCGAGCAGCGCGGAGCAGAGCAGAGCCUCACAGGUGCUGCCUACUUCCAACCAGUCGGUGCAAACGUGCUGCUUGCUGUGCCACCGGGAGCGUAAAGACUGGGGAGGGCCAUCCCACAAUGGGUUGGUAUCCCCAGGCGAGCGGCUGCCUCCGGACUUCGUGCCGACGCUGGUGCAGAACCUGCUGGGAGAGAUGCCGCUGUGGAUCUGCCAGAGUUGCAGGCAGAGUGUAGAAGAGGAAGAAAGGAGGGCAGUCCAGGAGCAGGCACUGGCGGUCUCACUGUCGCAUACAGCCUGCAAGUCACAGUCCUGCGGGGCAGGCUCCCACUCCUCUUCGUCUUCGUCAUCUUCAUCCUCGUGCCACGGGAACUCAGGAGACUGGGACCCCAGCUCCUUCCUGUCUGCGCACAAGCUCUCGGGCCUCUGGAACUCCCAGCAUGCCAAUGGGGCAGCUCAGGGGAGCUCCCUUGGGGGAACACCUGUUGUACCAGGAGAGGCCUUCCACUCCUCGGAGCACCACCGGCACGUAGACCUCACUGCUCCUCCCAACAGCCCCACAGGCCUCCCCUCGCAGCCGCCGGCACUCCUCCCGACAAAGCAGAUGCCUGCCCACCCCGGGCCCUUCGGCUCUCCUCCUCCUCCUCACGUCCACCUGAGCUCCUCACCGCAGGCGGCCCCAUUCCCUGCACCAGCCCUCAGUCCACACACACCAGCCCCAAAGCCAGGAGCAGAGUCCCCUCCGACUGGGUCUUGUAAGAGCCCCCACCUGCCCGCUGCCAAUGUGCCACUGCUGAAGAUCCCACCGCCUGUAGGCUGCACUCAUCCAUGCAACGGCCAUUGCAGUGGCUCCUUGGGUCCUCCUACUGCCUCGCAUCAGCUGCCCAGCACCAACAGGGACCCUGCCUGCAAGGGCCACAAGUUCCCCAACGGUACAAGCUGCCACGCGCCACAGUCCUGCGAAGCGGAUGAGGGGCUGGGCGAGGACGAAGACAGCAGCUCCGAGCGCAGCUCCUGCACAUCCUCCUCCACCACCCAGAAAGAUGGGAAAUUCUGUGACUGCUGCUACUGUGAGUUCUUUGGCCACAACGCGCCUCCAGCCGCCCCAACGAGCCGAAACUACGCGGAGAUCCGGGAGAAGCUGCGCUCUCGGCUGACCAAGAGAAAAGAGGAGCUUCCUCAAAAGCUGGGGCACAGCAGCAGCUCGGGCGAGCCGGCCGUAGAUCACCGGGACGUGGACGAGCUCCUGGACUAUAUCAACAGCACUGAGCCGAAGCCCCUGAACAGCGCCAAGGCUGCCAAGCGGGCGCGCCACAAGCAGAAGAAGAAGGAGAAGGAGAAGGCCCAGCUGGAGGCUGAGGCCCAGAAGCGAGUGGACCGAACUCCGCCGACGGGUCAGGACCAGGAGCUGGCCGAAGAGAAGCUUCUAGAGUGGCCCCAGCUUGAACUGGAGCGGGUGAACAGCUUCCUGAGCAGCCGGCUGCAGGAGAUCAAGAACACCAUCAAGGAUUCCAUCCGUGCCAGCUUCAGCGUCUACGACCUCAACCUCGACGUCAACGACUUCCCCAAAAAAGCGGCAGUGCUGGAACAGAAGAACCUCCUCUCCCAUCUCAACGGCUCCUCCGAGCUGCAGGAGAUUGACCUUGACCUGUCCCCGCUCAGCCUGGGCACGCCGCAUAACCACGCGCUGUUGCGUAGCGAGGUGGGCCCCCGAUGGGCGGAGGGCUCUGGAGAGGUGCCGCCCCCCCCGCCGCCUGCCUCCGAAAACGGCGUGGUGAAGCGGCUCAACGCUGUGCCCAACCUCUCCCGCAUGAUUUGGGUCCAGUCGCCCAAGCCGACAGACUCUCUGCAAGAGGGCGGGCCUGGCCACGAGUCCAAGGACACAGCGCCAGGCAGGGGAGCGGAGCUGCAGGAGCCAGCGCCCACCCCUGGAAAGCAGCGGAAGGGCAAGCGGCAGGGCUGCCCAGCCAAGAAGGGGGAGGCCAUCGCGACUAGUGAUAGCUCCGGCUCCAAGGGGGUGGGACAGAGGAAUGCCCCUAGGGGGGGCACGGUGCCCGAAGCCCCGAGAGGAAGCGGCGGCAGCACAGAGCAAAGCGAUGGCACCAGAGGGCCGCGGCAGGGGCAGGGCUGGGCUUGCAGCGGCUCAAAAGCUGACAAGGAGAAGAGCGUGGAUGGGAAGAGCCGGAGAGGUGAAGGCGGCAGGGCCGAUCAGGCGGAGCACGAGCCUGCUCUUUUGGGGACUGGGGACCGGCACCUGCCCCACGCAGCCACAUCCGACGACUUGCCCCAGCCCAAGGGCAAAGGCAAGAAGAGUAGGAACAAAAUGGAGAAAGCGAGCCCUUCCAUUGAUGAUGUGUUCCUGCCCAAAGACUUGGAUGGUGUGGAAAUGGAUGAGACUGACAGAGAAGUGGAGUACUUCAAGAGGUUUUGCCUGGACUCCGCCAAGCAGACCCGGCAGAAAGUGGCUGUGAACUGGACCAAUUUCACCCUGAAGAAAACCACUUCAAGUGCAGCUCAGUGAGGUGUGCGGUGCACCCCUGGUAUAUGUGCAGGGCCCCACACUUUGCCUCCCCGCCCCCCAACCCAUAGACAGACACUUGACCUCACCUACCCUUGACCCUCCUCCUUUCCCUCCCCAUGGGGCUCCCAUUCCUAGCCUGUAGGCGGGGCCGGGACAGCCCCUGUGUCCCUCACCUCUCAGUGUUCGACGUUCGGGGAGAUGCUGACUGAGCCGCCCCAAACCCAGGGGCAGUCUUGAUCGGCCGAGGCCCAGCGUGGCACAGGGACCAGGCUGCACCCAAUAAAGGACUUUUUAAUUUUUUAUUUUAUUUAAAAAA
Molecule: messenger RNA, 3129 nt
Organism: Elgaria multicarinata webbii
Lineage: Eukaryota; Metazoa; Chordata; Lepidosauria; Squamata; Anguidae
Gene: FAM193B
Product: family with sequence similarity 193 member B
Cellular component (GO): cytoplasm; nucleus
Source: RefSeq, a predicted model, not a curated record